Molecule: messenger RNA, 6557 nt
Organism: Frankliniella occidentalis (western flower thrips)
Lineage: Eukaryota; Metazoa; Arthropoda; Insecta; Thysanoptera; Thripidae
Gene: EndoA
Product: endophilin-A
Exons: 12
Coding region: 251-1546 (431 amino acids)
Cellular component (GO): cytoplasm
Molecular function (GO): protein binding
Source: RefSeq, a predicted model, not a curated record
CUCUGCCAGACUUCUCAUACAUUCACCAACACUUCAAUUUUGAUUUGAGUACGAGUGGGUGGUCUCAGUGAAAAACGCUGUUGUUUUCCGCCUUUUAGUCUCAAACUCGCGAAUAUAUUUUGGAUUGGAGGGUUCUUUUUUCUUACAUUCAACUUCAAGUACUCAGGGAGGCACCUGCCAUUUGCUGUAGGAUCAGGACAACUGUUCUAUACUACUGUUUCAAGGGACGUUGAAAUAAAAAUCAGCAACCAUGGCGUUCGCAGGACUAAAGAAGCAGAUCAACAAAGCCAACCAAUACAUGACAGAAAAAAUGGGUGGUGCAGAAGGAACAAAACUAGAUGUAGAUUUUGUUGAUAUGGAAAGAAAAACUGAUGUUACUGUUGAACUGGUAGAAGAAUUGCAAUUGAAGACCAGAGAAUUUCUCCAGCCUAAUCCUACAGCACGUGCCAAAAUGGCAGCAGUCAAGGGUAUUUCCAAGCUGUCUGGUCAAGCUAAGGCAUCAACUUACCCACAACCAGAGGGUGUUCUUGGUGAUUGUAUGGUGACCUAUGGUAAAAAGCUUGGAGAAGACAGCGUUUUUGCACAAGCACUAGUUGAAAUGGGUGAAGCACUUCGUCAGAUGGCAGAUAACAAGUAUUCUUUGGAUGAUAAUAUUAAACAAAACUUCCUUGAACCCUUACAUCAUCUUCAAACAAAGGAUCUGAAAGAGGUCAUGCAUCAUCGCAAAAAACUCCAGGGCCGACGCCUUGACUUUGACUGCAAAAGACGACGACAAGCCAAAGCACCAGGCAAUCGUUCCCCAUAUGGAAGUCCAGUUCGUCUGGGCUCUGCCAUGACUGCGGCUGAUGAGGAGAUUCGUCAGGCAGAGGAAAAGUUUGCUGAGUCUCUUCACCUUGCUCAGAUGGGAAUGUUCAACCUACUCGAAAAUGAUGUUGAACAAAUCUCCCAGUUGGCAACAUUUUCUGAAGGCCUUCUUGAACACCACCAACAAUGUGUAGAAAUUCUGAAGACACUUGUUGAAACAAUGCAUGAAAAGAAAGAGGAAGCAGCUAACAGACCGAAGGGAGAAUUUAUACCGAAGACAUUGGCAGAUCUUAAUAUCGAACACGGCAUUUUGGACGGCAUAAAUGGUUUGAAUUCUAACUCCAACAGUUAUUCACCAACUCAGCACAGUGGUGGCUCCAACUCAUAUUCUUUCAACAACCAAAAUCAAAGUACCUAUCCUUCAGUUUAUCCCAAUGCCCCUUCCCUUCAAUCACAUAAACCUUAUGAUCCCUGGUCUGCAGCUCCACCCACUAGACCAAAAGCAUCUCCACUACCAUCUCCAAUGAAAAAUUCUCCUGCUCGAACACCUCAAAGCAAAGGCCCGUGCUGCACAGCCCUUUAUGACUUUGAACCUGAAAAUCCUGGUGAACUUGGGUUUAAGGAAGGAGACACAAUUCAGCUGGUCAACAAGAUUGACGAAAACUGGUAUGAAGGAAGUGUGAAUGGUCGGACUGGAUUUUUCCCUCAGUCUUACGUCCAGGUGGUUGUUCCUCUACCAUAAAUGGAUUAACAAAGUCAAACAUUCCAUGAUUCUGUCUUCAGUCACUCCCUUAUGAGCUAUGUGUGUGUGCGUGUCAGUUUUUAAAUCAAAUUUAGCCGUUUUAUGAAAUGCUGAGAUACCUCCAUAUACAUUUAAUGCCACAGAUUUUAACUUGAUUUAUAUUAUCUAUGUUAUCAUGCGCAAGGAUGCCAUAUUUUAUUCUUCAAAUCAUGUUUUUAAAGGUUUUAUCUAUCUAACACUUGGUUUAAAAAAAAAUACUUUCUCAUUUUGCCAGUUUUGAUCAAUCUUACAAAAAAGAAAAUCAAACCAUCUAUGAUCUUAAAAUAUCUGUAUUACAAACCUAUAUUAUAUUUGUGUAUAUUUCACAUGUACACAUAUAAUGUUUAAAUGUAUAUUCAGAUACAUUUUAUGUAUAUAACAUGUUAACUUGUAUGCGCUUACUUGUCUGUGUACACAUGCACACUCAUGAAUAUCCCUAACAUUUAAGUCAGUAUUUAUUGGAUGUGAAAUGUAAAUGAAAAUGUAGAAGAGUCAAGUUUGUUUGGAACUACGUAGUAUUUCAGUUUGCUCUACAGGACAUAGAACAAUUGUUGAUGAGGUUUUGUAUCAACUUUUAAUGCCUCUUAAAAGUUAUAUUUUUAUUUGUUGUUCAGUUUAAUGAUAUUUGCGUUGCAAAUUUUUUUUCAUGUGAUUAUGAGAGACAAAUGUAUGUAUAAAUUGAUCAUUGUGUAUAUCAUGUGUGGAAGUUUAGUUUUAAAUUCUAUUUGAAAUUUUUCAACUAUGAGACCUCUUGAACAGAAUUAUCUAUUAGUUAUCAAAAAACUAUGUCUUUAGGUUCAGUCUUUAUGAAGGACUGUGACUGGAGUUAUUAGGUUGUAUUAUUUUGUUGAAUUUCUGAAACCAACAGAUUGGCCUUUGGGUUUUUACUGUAGCUUCAAGAGACAAUGAAUGUCUUUGCCUGAAUAUGUCAUUCCUAGGCCCUGUCAUCAUGCCAAUGUUGUUGUCAUGGAACUCUAGGUUCCCUUCAAAUAGGGUAUUCACAAUCAGCAGAUUUCCUGUGUGAAACAUCUACUUGUAAUUUGCUGGACACCUAUAGGUUUCUUUGUAACUUAGUCUGAUCAUGUCUAUUUUGAAUAACUUUCAGUAACCCAAAGGAUCUGUUGUGUUGAAGGCAUUAUCCUAAUUUAUUGUUCAGUAAAGUCAUUUACAUGUACUAUUAUUAUCUGUAAGUAUUAAAAAGUGAUGUCACAUGAUUGUGAUUACCAUAACAUUUUGAGAUGUGUUGGCUUGUAAAUAAGUCAUAACUUGUGGAAUGUCAUCACUGUAUUAAUUUUAUACUGACUGAUAUUUGUUGGCCACUGGAAGCUCGGUAGUAUAUUUUUUGCGUGAAGAUGGGCUGCAGUGAAUUUUACUGUAUAAGUUAGCUUGUGUUUUCAAGUCCAAGGCCAAGCGGUGUCACUUUGCCAUCAGAAGAAGGUGUCUCAGAUGAUAUGGUCAUUAGAGUACUUAGAAGCAAAAAGUUGUAAACACAUUUUAAAUCUAAGGUUUAGUUGAAAAGUAAAACCAAAGUACACUGCCAUUCCACAUAAUAAAGCUGGGUUGAUAGUGCUAUAUGUUUUGUUUGUUUGCUGUUUGUGUUUCUGCUAACAAAAUCCAUUUCCUCUGUAAAGCUGGUAUGCAGAUUUAUGUUCAAAGCUAGGUUUUAUAUUUUUGUAUGUCAGUUGAGGAUACUUAGGAUUCUGUAUUUAAGUGAUAUUAUCUCUUCUGCUUUUGCCACCAUGUUCCUGUUAAUAAAAAAUAGUGUUUGUUCAAUUAAUUGCAGCAACUUUGCUCAUGUUUUGAAGAAGGCUUCUAUUCAACAAUAUCAACCCAACUCUAUUUUGACUUCUAUAAAAUUGCAGUGAGAUUAUUUUGCAGCACAGAUAUCACCAGUCAUGGAAAAAAUGAGAGACCUUAUUUUUAAGUAAAACACUGACGCUAGUUGGUAUGGCUAGUCGAGGGCAGUGCUAAUUAGGAAACGACAAUAAUGAUUACAAUAUUAAUGACUACAACAUUAAGCACAAUGUGUUGUAGUUAAUUUAUUCCAAUUUUGAAGUGGAAUAAAUGGCCUAAGAACUUGAAAAAUGUUAACUUUAUCAGCUAUAGUUUGUCAUUCUCAUUUCAAUAUUAUGCUCUGCUCUCUGAAACGCAAUUCUUAUUAGAUUGUGCCAACCACUACCAACACAUGAAAGACCUCAUGCCUAUCCAGCAUCAGUCAGUAGUCAUCAGAAAGCUGCUAAAAUCUUUCAUUCACCAUUCAUACUCUCAAAUAUUUUUUACUUAAAUGAGAUGAAUAACAUACUGGUUGAAAUUAAUAUGCUGCUCUUUGUUUUUGGUUUAUGUAUGGAAGUAGAAUCUGGCCACUUUUUAGAUGGUCUUAGAAAUGAGCUUUUAAUGCAAAGGCUAUUUAACUGAUACUUUGUUGUACUUAAUUCUGUGAUUUCAUAGUAAAUUGAGCUUGGUGGACUUGGAAUAUGCUUCUUUUAAGUUUUCACUCACAAUUGUAGUCAAAUUUUGAAAACACACGGGUACUGAUUUUUUACUUGUAUGCUAUAAAGUUUGCUGAGGAUAAGGCCACCUGCAGAUUGUAUGCUUAUUUACAUGUUGUUUUCACAAACUCAAUUCCUCUGAUCGAUUCCAUGAAAGUAAGGAAACUGUCUUUAGCAUAUUAUUGAAAAUGAGCUUAUCCUUUCUUCAAAGAGCCAUACAUUAAUAAAAUAGCACUGUAAAGAGAAGUGCAAUUACAACUGAUAGUACUCUAAUAUCCUGUAAAUCAUGUGUCUAGAUGCAAAGGAGGGAAAAGGUAUGAAUGUAAAAUGGAAAUCGCCGGGAAACCUUUUGGAACUAUUGAAGGCACAAUGGUAAUGUGACAUGCUUUCAGUCUUAUUUUUGUAUGCAAUAAUCUGAAAAGUGGUUCUUUGUGCCACACCCCUAUGCUAUCAAGUUAUCAUAUAUUUAAAAAAAAAAUUUAGCCUUUGAAUUUUAAAGAAAUUUAAAAGUAUUUUCUUCUCUGUUAUUUUUUGAAUGUUUAAAAUCAGUUAUAAUCCAUAUGUUUUGAGGUUAAAAGGAAUGUUUUGAAUCCAUAGCUCUCAGCAGAUGUGUUCAUGAGUGGGUUUGAAUAAAUUGAACUCGGUGAUUUACUUACAUUCUAUGAGAAUGAUAGCUUUAUUGUGUCCCUCAAGAGGACUGGGUUGAUGAAGGUCGACUCUGAAGCGACCAACUUAAUACUCUUACCAGAUUCUGCUCUCAUGCUGUCUGGGGUGUUAGACAAUACAGAACUUGUUGUUACUGAUCAUAUUUUAAGUGUAUGAUGUAUGUAUUCCUUGUCCGAUGCCUUUUCUGAGUUAUUGUUACAUUAUUGUAUAUAGUUUGAAUUACUGUUGUAGUACGGUGCUCUUGAUUGUCUAUCUACUGUUACCCAUGGAUUUACCUUAUUGGUUUUAUGAUGUCAAUUUUCAUUUUUACAAAAAAAAAAAUCAUCUAUGAACUGUUAAAUAUCAAUACCGCUUCCUGUCAAUAGCAAAGGAACAUUAAUGGCCAUGAAUGAAUUUUUGUAACUGGAGCACCUGCAAGAAUUUAAUAUCUUAGUAGAAAGCUCUCUUUGUAUGUGCCAUCAAGGCUUUAUCAUUUUUUAAAAAUUGAAAAGUUUGCUUUGAUUUUUGAGGUAAUGGACUUUGAGUAUGUUUCUGGUUUUGAUGUUGCAUGUGUUCUUUCUUGUUAUUCUAAAUGUAUUUUCUUGCUUAAAGUCAAAUAAUUGCUUGCUGAUUUCUUAUUCAUGAAUCAUGAACUAUCUGAUUACUUCAUGUUAACUAAACUAAAUUUUAAUAUCUAUUUAAGCUGUUCAACUCAUAAAUCUCUCAGUAUUACCACCAAGGCGCAUUGUAUGUGUGGGCUUCAAAUCUAUUAUGACAUUCCAACAGGUUUCGAAAUGUAUGGUGAGGUUUAUUCAUGUCAGGAACUAUAUUGAUCAGAUAUUAUUGCUUAAUUUAUCAUAAGAUAGCCAUUUUAUCAUUACAAUUUUUAGAAGCAAGUGGUAUCUGUAAUGAGCACCUUCAUUAAAUUCUCUCUUUUUUUUAUGAAGUACAGGAAACUACUUGAAACUUGAAAAGCACACCAUGUUUUACAACUGUACAAAUUGUCUUGAGCUCUACCCCUUGCAUUCUGCUUAGUUCCAAUUACAACCUUCAAUACAGUAACUGAUACCAUUUAAAAAAUCAAUCCCUGUAAUAUUACUAUGCUACAUACAGCUUUGUAAAAUGUUGGUUCAAGAAAUUGUUUGUCCUUCCAAUUGCUUUUGUCCAGUAAUUAGAGGAUGGUGUGCUAUUUAUGUUUAAAAGAAGUCUCCUCAUUUUUAUUUAUUGCUUACGUGUGAGAUAGCAAUGGAUAUUCCACUUCUCUUCCCCUGAAAUUUAAUGACUGUUUAUGUAGCAUUCUAAAACUUCAUUUAAAAUGCUCCCUAUAGACAGAUUGAUAUAUUAAGCAAUGCUUUUCUGCAGGAUGAUAAUUAUUUGUGAGCAAAAUUGCCGCAUUAAUCCUAGAUGACGAAAAGUGACUAAAAUUUAUAAGUGCAAGAGCCUAUAGAGGAUUUGUUUGAUGAAUUAACUCAGUUAUAGUGCAGUAAACAUCACUAUUUUUACAAUAAUCAUUUGUGAAAAUCUGCAUUGUGUACAAAUCAGUUUUAAAUGUGGUAUGGAUUGAUAUGCAAGUCUCAGGUAGACUGCAGAAGUGGUUUCAAGUUCAAUUAAGAAUGGUGUUCUUGCACACCAUUUUCAAAGUGGUAAAUGUAUAUUUGAUGAUAAUAAAGUAGUCUGUGUAGCUUUUAAGUUAUUUUAUAAAGUAGUGCCAUUAUUGAGGUGCAGCAGCACUUUCAGUCAAAAUAAACUAUUCUAUGUCUUGGAAUGUUUUAAUGUUAAAUGUCCACUACAGAAUCAUUUUGAUUGCAAUAAACCAUUUGCUGUGCAUUCAUUAUUUA